AUGUCUGACUGCAGAAGACAGUGGAACCGGGAAGAUGAGCUACCGGUCUACUUGGCGGGGCCGAUCAACACCGGGCCGAACCAGAAGAAAUCCUACGGGAUGUUCAGCUCCGUGGAGGGGGCGUUUGAAAGCAAGACCAUAGACUUCGAUAACUACGCGGUGGGGAGGAAAGGGAGCCGCACCCCGAGAAGCGGGAGCCGGGAGAGGGUCUUGGACGCUGGUGACCCCAUGGGCAAGACGUCCAGCGAGGCCCGGGAGGGGUCACUGACCAACUCAACCGGGGAGACAGACGAUGCACACCCCGGUGUUGAGAGUGAAAGGCUGUUGAUCAAAGGAGGGCGGGUGGUCAAUGAUGACCAGUCUCUCUAUGCAGAUGUUUACAUUGAGGAUGGGCUUAUCAAGCAGGUGGGGGAGAAUCUGGUUGUACCGGGGGGUAUCAAGGUGAUCGAGGCCAAUGGUCGCAUGGUGAUACCAGGGGGGAUAGAUGUCAACACCUGCUUGAUGAAGCAUUACCUGGGCACACAGCCUGCUGAUGAUUUCCUCCAGGGCACCAAGGCUGCACUCGCUGGGGGCACCACUAUGAUCAUUGACCAUGUGACGCCCGCGCCGGGGGAGAGUCUGCUGGAGGCGUUUGAGUGCUGGCAGGAGGCUGCAGAUAAGAAAGCAUGUUGCGAUUACUCCCUGCAUGUAGACAUCCCCCAGUGGAAUGAGAUUGUUAAAGAUGAGUUGGAGCUGCUGGUGCAAGAGAAAGGUAUCAACUCCUUCCAAGUGUACAUGGCUUAUAAGGAUGUGUACCAGAUGUCAGACUCUCAGCUGUAUGAGGCGUUCUCCUUCCUAAAGCAGCUGGGUGCUGUGGUGUUAGUUCAUGCUGAAAAUGGAGACCUGAUUGCUCAGGAACAGAGAAAAAUCCUCGGAAUGGGAAUCACCGGACCUGAAGGCCAUCCUCUGAGUCGUCCUGAAGAGCUGGAGGCUGAGGCAGUGUUCCGUGCCAUCACGCUUGGCAACCGUGUCAACUGUCCUGUGUACAUCACCAAGGUGAUGAGCAAGAGUGCAGCUGACACUAUUGCCCAGGCCCGUAGGAAAGGUUCUGUAGUUUUUGGGGAGCCAAUUACAGCUAGCCUGGUCACUGACGGCUCUCACUAUUGGAGCAGAAACUGGGCCAAAGCAGCUGCUUAUGUGACCUCUCCACCUUUGAGUCCUGACCCCACAACUCCAGACCACCUCAACACACUGCUGGCUUGUGGGGACCUCCAGGUGGUGGGCAGCGCUCACUGCGCUUACAGCACUUCCCAGAAAGCAAUCGGUAAAGAUGACUUCACCCUGAUCCCAGAGGGAACCAACGGAGUGGAGGAGAGAAUGGGUUUCGUCUGGGACAAGGCUGUGGCCAUGGGCAAAAUGGAUGAAAACCAGUUUGUGGCAGUCACAUCUACCAACGCUGCUAAAAUCUUCAACUUGUACCCACGCAAAGGCAGGAUAGCGGUGGGCUCUGACGCUGACAUUGUCAUCUGGGACCCAUACAGCGUCAAAACCAUCACUGCCAAACUCCAGCAGUCGGCUUCAGAAUACAACAUCUUUGAGGGUCUGGAGUGCCGUGGAGGUCCAGCGCUGGUGUUGAGUCAAGGUCGGGUGGUUUAUGAGGAAGGCAAGCUGCAGGCCCAGCAGGGCACUGGCCGAUUUAUUCCCCGCAAGCACUUCCCAGACUACGCUUACCAGCGCGUUAAAUUCAGGAACCAGGUGAACAGACAGCAGGGCGUUACUCGUGGGUUGUAUGAUGGCCCUGUGUAUGAUGUCGUUCCGACCCCCAAAUAUAUAACUCCUGCUCCGUCAGCCAAAACUUCACCCAUUUCUCACCAACCACCACCAAUACGCAAUCUUCACCAGUCCAACUUUAGCCUAUCAGGGGCACAGCUUGAUGACAACAUCCCUCGUAGGUCUGGCCACCGUAUUGUAGCACCCCCCGGUGGUCGCUCCAACAUCACUAGCCUUGGUUGAACAACCUGACUAUGUACAAAGUGUUGUUUUUUUGGGGUUUUACCUCCUGAGUGUGUGUGUAUGACUACGAGUGUGAGCACACUGACAUUAAUCAAAUUUGUAUUUUUUUGCACAAUGGUGACACACUCCUUUUAGACCAUUAUGAUUUUUAUCAGUUUGCCUUUAGUGC
Messenger RNA from Perca flavescens (yellow perch), 2161 nucleotides. RefSeq names its product collapsin response mediator protein 1 (gene crmp1). Gene Ontology annotation, molecular function: hydrolase activity, acting on carbon-nitrogen (but not peptide) bonds, in cyclic amides. Gene Ontology annotation, cellular component: cytoplasm; cytosol. The record is from RefSeq and is a predicted model, not a curated record. Lineage: Eukaryota; Metazoa; Chordata; Actinopteri; Perciformes; Percidae. Bases 1 to 1992 code for a protein of 663 amino acids. The transcript has 14 exons.